AGAUUCGAAGUCAAACAGUAUGCCACAGACUACGAAAUGGAGCCACUGACAUUCSUGCGAGSUAAGUGAUGAAUCUAUUUCGAUUCUCGUGUACACUGAGGAAAACUCAAAGAAGAAAAGACUAUAAAAAUCAAGGAUGGCAUCAAAAAUCCACACAAAUAACGAAGCUUGGACCCGCGACGAUUGGCUUAGAUCCACUCGKGCACUGUGCGACGCAUUUGCCAAUCACGGUACCGUAGAACAAAUCAUCAACUGUUUCUCAUCGUCUCGACCCGACGAUAUUCUUUUGUUCGAACACGGCCUGCCCGAAUUGGCGCCAUUUCUUGGGAGAACCUUUCGGGGAAAGCAGGGUAUUCGAGACUACUUUGGAAUCGUUUCCAAACACUUGUCCUACRAGGACAUGWCGUUUUCGGAUUAUAUUUUAGACAAGGAACUCAGGGUGGCUUCGGUGCGUGGAGAGGCYAAAUUUACAUGGAAAUCGACGGGGAAGAGCUGGAAAGAGGUCUUCAUUUACCGGAUACAGCUCGACGAGGAUGCAAACGUCAUGGUCUAUGAGGUGUGGGCGGAUUCUGGAGCUGCAAAUCUAGCAAGCUUAAAGUAAACGARKAUGUGCAAUAAUUAUAUCAAGCACACCAUAUCCCUAUGUUCUGAACUUUUCCAAAACAGUUUUAAACAWUGAAGUUAAGGCAGCGAGAUGACGCUUAUUCCAUUUCUCCGCUAGAAACUGAUGUGAUUCACCUUUGACUUUGACUGCGCUCCAAGCACCCAAUUGAUUGAAUAUCUUCGUCAUGCUCGCAUCUGUCCUUUUUAUKAUCAGUUUCUSCAACGGAUACACCGACAAUUACGAGUCCUUGAGGAUAGAUCUUUGGUCGUAUUGCACGACAGCCACAUUCGAUUUGCAUCGAUUUGCAAUUGUAUCUUCAGCUGACGUCACGUGCUAUCAUGCCUCCGUUUCCUCUGUACUUUGAUCUUCUGYAAAACACCAGCUUCCUGGCACCCAAGCAUCAUCGGAAUUGCGUGUCUGAAUUCUGUGACGUUUAUUCGCUUUUGCAAUUCGUCUGAUAAGUCUCCUGCUUCUCCCCGAGACUUGCCUACUGCCGCUGGGGCUUCCAUUGACCAUCGACUUCGUAUUGUUGUCAUUAUCGUCAUUGCGAACUCCAUAAUUGUUGUCAUUGACGAUGCGAUCAUCAUUACCAUAUUCAUCAUUUGAAUUGGAGGUAUGAUAUUCGUUAUUUUCGUCCUCAUCAAAGAGUCCUUCAAUGUCGAUAUCCGGGCCGUCUUCGUUGUAAAAGCCAUCGGCACGUGCACUCUCCGUCGCCUUUCGAAUUCCCCGUAGGUAUUUGAAAAGGCUAAUCAGCGCCGAGCGGUCUGCGAUUUCGAUGCCGCUAUUGUCACUAGUGAGUAGCUUUUCAAUAUCCCGAGCAAAGAACUUUUUUGCGAAAACGCGGACAUCGAGAGGCGUCUGGCAGCAGAGACGUUUGGAUUGAACCGUGUCGAUCCAAGAAAAYUCAUCUAUGUGAUUGCUAUCAUACACUCCUCGGCGACAGCUAAUGAAUCGCAAUUGACACAUCGCACAAACAUUGGUUCUGCAUGUGACGUUCGRACAAUGGGAAAUUUCCUGAACUGGCUUGCGAACACAGCAAAUCUCACACUCGAGCAAGUUAUUUCCGGAAUUUACUGUUGUGCGUAUAGAAGCGAGUCGCGAUGAUCUACGCGUAUUAUCUUCAUACUGCUGUUCGUCGUUGCUGCUACUGCUAUGGUUACUGUCCAGCCAGCACCAGCUCCYUCUGCUCCAACCAUCGAAACAAAUUCCAUCGUCUUCGUACUUUUGCUCCUCAACCUCUUCCCAGCACCAGUCCCCCACCUCCCAGUCGUUAUUCUGACGUUGUUUGUUGGAAAAUUUCCCACCAGUCAAUACCGAGUAAGGGUAAUAUCGACUUUGUUU
Molecule: messenger RNA, 1945 nt
Organism: Pseudo-nitzschia multistriata
Lineage: Eukaryota; Bacillariophyta; Bacillariophyceae; Bacillariales; Bacillariaceae
Source: the annotation of a GenBank genome assembly